AUGACAGGCAACAUCUGCACUGAGCUAAAGGCUAGUACUGCCACUUUCAAGGAGCGGGACAAUAAUCCGUCUGCUUAUAAGAAAUCCUGCUAUUCCGUCCGACGGAUCGUCCAACAGGCAAAGUGUCAAUACAGGACAAAGAUCGAAUCAUACUACACCAUCUCUGACGCUCGUCAUAUGUGGCAGGGCUUGCAAACUAUCAAGGAUUACAAAAGGGAACCCGGACGAGAGCUGCCCAGUGAUUUUGUAAUACCUACAUGCUUCAAGCAAAACACCAUAGUCCCUGUUUCCAAGAAGGCCAAGGUUGUGAGGGUAGGCAACAACACAUCCACCACUCUGACCCUCAACACAGUGGCCCCUCAGGGGGAGGUGCUCAGUCCCUUCCUGUACUCCCUAUUGACCCACGACUACAUGGCCGCGCACAAAUCCAACACCAUCAUUAAGUUUGCCGAUGACACGGCGGUGAGUCUAUUGAUGCACCAGUGUGUCAAUCUUUUUUCAAGGCCGGAGGAAGUCGACAUUGAUGCCAAGCUGAGCAGGUUGUGGAAACAGGACAAGGUUGUCCGGACGCAGGAGGACAAGCUACAGCAGCUACACAGAGAGAAGCAUACCCUGGAGAUGGCCCUGCUGUCGGCCAGUCAGGAGAUAGAGAUGAGCUUUGAAAACCCAGCCACUGUACAUGGUGUCAUCCAGCAGAAUGAAGUGCUACAGAGUGGCCUGCUUAGUACCUGUAGAGAGCUAUUCAGAGUUAACACUGAGUUGGAGCGGUCAUGGAGGAACUAUGAGAAGAUGGAGAGAGACGUUUCAUUGGCCAAGAACAACCUGCUGGAGCAACUAGAGGCACUGGGAAGCCCUCAGACGGGGCCCCCCAGCCAGCAGCAUGUCCACAUCCAGAAGGAGCUGUGGAGGAUCCAGGACGUGAUGGAAGCCCUCAGCAAGAACAAGGCCCAGAGGAGCUCAGACACACAGGGAUACUAUGGCUCCACGCCCAUCUCCAACAAACAGAAGAGUGAAGAGGAGGAGUUGGAAGUGGAGAACCUCUCAGCUCCCCCGUGGCCACCCUUACCCCAGGCUUACGAGCCGAACCAGCCCAACCUCCCUGCCAUACCCCCCCUGUCCUCUCCGGUUACCACCAUCUGGCGACCGCCACAGCCACCACAUCGGGGUCCCGAGGAUAGGGACCGGAAAGCCAGCCAGAGGAACGGAACACACAGCGGUCCAGACUACAGGCUGUAUAAGAGUGAACCAGAGCUCACCACUGUAGCUGAGGUGGAUGAGACCAACGGAGAGGACAGAUCUGAACAGUCUGACAGAGACCCCUCUGACACCAAAGGUACACACGCAGAUGUGUUACAUAACUUUAAUAUUUAUGUUCUCCCUCCAGGAUUGUCAUACCCCAUUGGCAUCGUUCCCCCCAGAACCAAAUCUCCCAUAAUACCAGAGUCUGUCACCCUGAGGAAGGGCAGGAGAACAGACCCACACAUGGAGUGCCAGUGUGUACAGACUCCGGCCGCAACACCUGACUCUAUAGGGGAGGGUCCGGGUGGGCGUCUAGCGUCGGUGGCGGCUCCGGUGCGGGGCGAAGUACCCACUCCGCUUGUGGUUUCACCAGCAUCGGUGGAGGCUCUGGUGCGGGACUUUGCCCCCGCCCAGACCACGGGUCCGGCCAUGGUUCCGGGUAAAAGCCGUGCCCAGACAGGGCCCCGGCGCCGAAGAAGGUUCCUCCCAUGGAGCUGGACCGUGGACCGUCUCAGGAGGUUCCGGACUAACCGUCGUCAGCGUGACGAGGUGAUGAGCAGUGACAUCCUGGAGCUGGAGGCGUCAAUCAGAGAACAGGAAGUGUUCAGAGAGCAGGAGACACCUGCCGAGGAAAUAGCACGACUCAAAGAGGCCUCGCACACUGACCACUACAACAUGGACAGAGAGGUAUCUGAAUCACCCUGUGUAAGUAUGCAGAAUGUGCUCUCACCUCCCAGUGGGGUGCUGAGCCCAGAGGAGGAGGCUGAGGAGGAGGCUACAGAUCAAGAACAGGAGAAGAUGAUCAACAUCUCCUAUGAACUGGCUGCUGAGGCUUCCAAACGCAGCAAGCUGGUCGCAGUGCACAGCUUGUCCUCCUCCUCACCUUUUCCUGAGCCCCAAUCUUCCUCAUCUCCACCUCCUAACACACAACCACCACCCCAGCUCACUGAUGGGUCCCACUUCAUGUGUGUGUAA
Oncorhynchus nerka (sockeye salmon) is the source of this 2214-nucleotide messenger RNA. Its product is annotated as pleckstrin homology domain-containing family A member 5-like. The transcript has 16 exons. NCBI's taxonomy places the organism in Eukaryota, Metazoa, Chordata, Actinopteri, Salmoniformes, Salmonidae. Gene Ontology annotation, molecular function: phosphatidylinositol-5-phosphate binding; phosphatidylinositol-3,5-bisphosphate binding; phosphatidylinositol-3-phosphate binding. Bases 1 to 2214 code for a protein of 737 amino acids. Gene Ontology annotation, cellular component: cytosol. The record is from RefSeq and is a predicted model, not a curated record.